CGCAUCAGCAUCUCUGCAGCCCCGCAAACAUCCGGAUGGCCUUCAGUUGCCGCUGCGCCGCACGGAUGGUCAUGAGGACAGAGCGGGAAAAGGGACUGGAGCGCAGAGGAGGAGAGCCUGGAGAAAAGCCGGGGACUGCCCAUGGUGGAGGGGCGGAGCUGUAAGCAUGCGCUGAGCUGGCAGGCUCUGGGCUGGUCCUGACGGGCUGGCUGCUGGGCUCCGGGCGGCUGUCUGUGCGCGUCAGACGGUGGCGGAGGGAGGGAGACUACCAUCCACACUCUGCGCCUCCUCGAGAAGUCCGAAGGACCGGCGAAAGCGACGCGGAAAGCCGCGGAGACACAGCAAAGUACAGCCUCUGCCGACAUCUGGAAAAACACCGAAGAAGGAGACGCGCGCCCCCACCCCUCUAUCCCACACCCGCCCUGUCUUUCCUCUCCACCACUUCGUGCCAUCCCUCUGGUGUGAGCUGCCCCCAUUGGAGAAUCACGACCACCUAAAGGAAGCCCCUGCCUGACCAGCGUUGCUAUGAAGCGAUGCUUUGAAUUUUGGACGGAAUCACCCUUUUAGGCGUCGCUCUUUCCUCAACAGGAGCACUCCAGCCUACGGAUUUGGGUGUUUACACUUUUUUGCGCGUUUUCACUGAUAUGAUGACAUGCAACAUAUGAUCCUAAAGACAGAGCUGUCACUGCAAAGACUUUUGCGCAUCUAAACAACCAGCUGUCACACACGCUGGGUUUUAGUUUAUGUUUGUUUUCAAGCUUGACAAUGGUCUAAGAGCAGACCUAGUAAUCAUUUUCCAGACGUGUCAACUGCAUUUUGUUAUCAAAGAAAAACUGACAAGGAGUCUCCUGACACCGACACAUUUUCAGACCAAGGAUUGGAGAAGUUUGUUCCUUUGGAAGCUGGAGACAUCCCGGUUUUAUCCACGGAAUUUUGGCUGUAAGUUCAGACGUGGGAAGUUUGCAGUCAUGCUGUCGCUGGACGAGCCUCUGGACCUGAAGGUCCCACGGCGAUCCAAUGGAAAAGACAGAGGAGCACGUUCCUCUCCCCUCUCGCCGCUAAAUGCCAAGCGGGUCCGGCAACUCCACAUGACGGAUGAUGGGACGGCCGUGAUAGAGCCUGCCUCACCCCCAUCCCCACACUCAGGUGUGCAGGUGGUCCCUCAUGACCGGACAGACACCCCAACCCCCCCUGCAGUGGACCUGAGCAUGUCCCCCUCCUCCCGCCACACCCCCAGCUCUCCAGAAAUGAUGAACGGCAACUACCUCCCCUCAGGAGCAUUUCGAUUCUUUGUGCCAAUCGGAGCCGGAGCAGGACUUCACCUGCCGUCCUCCAUGUUUAUUGGCAAGACAAACGACAAGCGAGCUUCCCCUGACCUUUCGGCGGAUGAACAACUGGCCUGUCGCUGGAAAAAGUGCCACCUGCUCUUUGACUCCUUACAAGACCUAGUGGAUCAUGUCAACGAUUUCCACGUCAAACCUGAGAAGGAUUCUGGGUACUGCUGCCACUGGGAGGGAUGUGCCCGCAAAGGAAGGGGAUUCAAUGCUAGGUACAAAAUGCUUAUUCACAUUCGCACGCACACAAACGAGAAGCCCCACCGCUGUCCCACCUGCAACAAGAGCUUCUCACGCCUGGAGAACCUCAAGAUCCACAACCGGUCCCACACAGGUGAAAAGCCCUACAUUUGUCCUUAUGAGGGCUGCAACAAGCGCUACUCCAACUCCAGCGACCGCUUCAAGCACACGCGCACGCAUUAUGUGGACAAGCCCUACUACUGCAAGAUGGUGGGCUGCCUGAAGCGCUACACAGACCCCAGCUCACUGCGCAAGCACAUCAAAGCUCAUGGCCACUUUGUGGCUCAGGAGCAGGCUGCCGCCGGAGGGGUGGGCUCUCUGCUGAAGGGAAGUCAAAGUGGAGUUCUUUCUGGUAAGGAUUUAGAGAUGCCCUAUGUAAGCGGAGCUCACAUUAUCAUCCCUGGAGCGGCGGCCGCACUACUAGGAAGCCACGCUCUGCAGGGGAUCGGCGGUGCCUUGCCACUUUCCCCCCUCAAUCCCCGCCCUCUGGACCUCAGCACACUGGGUAGCCCCAACUCCCCGCCGUGCAGUUUGGGAGGCUCGUCUCUCCUGUCCUUCAACGGCUCCCACCUGGGCCUGGCUAAGUCCGCCCUGCUACCCCCGGCGUUCGCUUCAUCGGCUCUGGGCAUGCCAAUGGUCCCGGUGCUGUCUGAGCGCAGGGCCCAGCACCUUCCGGCGAAAAAAAGCAGAGUAGAGGCAGAUGACGAGGUGACCGGCGGGGCUUUGAACCUCUCCACUGGAGGGUCUCAUGAUCCCCUGUCUUGGGUGGUCAUCCCCCCUGGCUCUGUUGUGCUCAAGCCAGCUGUGGUCAACUGAUACACACACACACAUUCCAGAAGAGCUCAGGGGGUUGGGAAAGAAGAGUCAAUAACAUAGGGGAGGGUAUGGCCGGUCAACGACGACAAAGAUGGGCUUGCACAAUCAAAUGCAUAGAGGAAAAAAUAAAGAAAAAAGACAAUGGAUGUCAAUAAUCCUCAAAAAAUGUAAUAACGCAAGCCUCUUUGUGUGUUGGAAAACAAACUUGAGGCAUCAGAACCGUUUCAUGUCUAGUAUCUUUACUACAAGGCCUUAACACAGCCUGCUCUUUUUACGUUUUCACUUUCUUCACGAAAGUUCAUCAUCAUCAAGUAUUUAUGCGAUUGUACUUUGACAGUGUGCCUCCAGCUUAGCAGGGAGAUACGUACGCCACAAACGAAGCACUCGCGGUGACAGGUAGAUGCGAUAGGAAGACUUUUUUAAUUUUUUUUUUUAAUUUUCACAGGCCACUGUGAUUGAUAGACAAGCUUGCCAAACCAAAGCAAGUGAACUCAGCAGGUCCUGUAGUUGAGCAGCGUACAGGUCGGCCAUAUUGUCAGCUGGUAUUAAAAAAACCUCAACACUGCUGCUAACCUCGCUGCUCCUCCAGUACAACACAAACUGGGAAGGAGCCAUUUUUUUGACAAUCUGUCCCCCUCCCCCGCGUAAUGGGGGAGAGUGACCAACACAGACCAGCCUAGUCCACCAGAAUGUAAGCCAGCUGCGCAGACUAGGGGCUUUUAGGACAUUUCACAUCACCUGACACCGACCCAUCUCUCAUAAAGUUUUAGGCUCUGGUGCGUCGGACUCCCCCACCUCAGGUCGGCCCCCGGACAACAUCCUUGUUGUUACGUACAGAACUAGCACUGUUCCGCUCCUGGAUUGUCCAGCUGCAUUCCCAUAAUUGAAUCAACACAGGCAGUUUGUGUAUGAAAGGGCCCCUUUGGCGAUAAACACUUCUGUCUUCUCAUUUUGUAAAACUAAACCCACCCAAAGCAGCUGUGGACAACAAGUGGUGGAGAUCCAGCUUCAGUUUUACAGGAGGGGCGGGGGGUAAAGUAUGAUGUUGAUGUGGGGGGGUUUGAUGCACUCGAUGCUGCUUACAGCUGGACUGAGAAGGAAGCUGUUACAAACUGCCUCGUUUCAUUCUGUCCAAAGGGGCAAGAAAAAAAAAAAAACAAGCAUUUUCUGGGAAAUAACUCAAGUCUCUUAAGCUGUCAACAUGCACUUACUAUAGACUCUACUGUUUUAUAAAUUGUCUCUUUAAUGUCACGGUUUUUGAGAAAAAAGUUCUUAUUUGGUGUCUCUACAAGUCUCAGUGUUGUUGUGGACUCAUUCCAGAGUUACAUUUGUAUGAUGUUGACCGUCAUGUCUGCAUAAGACAGGAAGAGGAGGAGCAAAAAGAAAUAGAUCCUCUUCCUGUCUGCUUAAGUCUUCUUUUUGCCUCAAAAUAUAUUUUUUUUCUCAAAGGGGAUCAAUUCUCUUGUUGCUGUUUUACAUUUUUGCCGUUUUUUGGGUUUUUUUGUUCAGACGAGACAUUUUUGUGAUGUUGAAGUUGCUUCUUGUGCUCUGCAAUGGCUGCUCAGCAAUCAGCUUUCUGCUGCCGCGGAGUCUUUUUAAGGGAUUGAAUCGAGGAAGUGGGUUGAUCUGCUCUUUCACACCAGUGGGUCCAAAUUUAAAUCUGUAAACUUUUUAAACAGAAAAUGUCCCUGUUAAAAAAAAAUCCCCAAUCAAAAAAUGACAUUUUUGACUCCCAACAAUACUUACAAUAUUUUUUAUUGAAUUAUUGAAUAUUCUACAAAUAAUAACUUUCUCUAAAACAUAAUUUUGCACAUAUAUCUCAUGUUUUGCAGUAAAUUGCGCUUUAAUCUAACAUAAAAAUAAUUUUAAAUCAAUAUUAAAUUUAAACUUUUUUUUAAAUUGUUACUUUCUUGGCCAUGAAGAAGGAAAAACAUAAAAUUAUGUUACGUUUACACUUGGAAUGCACAAAAAUCAAAUAAAAGCUAGGCGGUGUCACAGUUUGUAGUUUGCAAUAAAUCCAUAAAAAUAAAGUUAUGGAUUAAUAAAGUGAUCUGAGAUUCUCCUAUGCUAUCAAAUUAAUAAGCUGCUCAAUAGCUCCCAUAAAAAUGGUAAAUAAAUGUGUAAAGUUAAAACAAAGUUAGCAAUCGGUUUUACUUAAUCUGAAUCCUAUGAUGAUUUUUUAAUGAUGUUUUUAUUACUUGUGACAUACUACUAAAUUUUUUUUUAAUGAUUUACUGGUUAGAAAUGUACGUAAAGUUUGAAAUUUCAUAUGUUUUCGUAAUUCCUCAGAAAUAUGAAAUGCCAAUUGAUGCAGCAACUCAAAGAGAAAUAGAUUUGGGUGAUUAUGUCAUCAGUGUUAAUAAUUAAUGAACAUUUUUGAGCUCAUAUGUGGGAACCACUGGUGACGGGAGUAAAAAAAAAGGUGUUCACUGAGUAAAUUAUGUCAUAUAUCCUUCUCCUUGAUCUUUUUCUUACAUCCAAAGGAAUAAAAAAGAAUAAUAAUGAGGGUGGGAAUGCAAAAAGGAAAGAUUCGGUUUUGAUAAAUAAGUUAUGGUGAGAAGACAGGGACAGAUAAGGGUGGAGGCUGUCUGCCAGCAGAGGAUGGCUGUGCUGUGCUGCCGCUCUCCAUCUGGCCACCUACCCUGCAAAUGGCCCUCUUAGCUCUGAAGUCACCGGCUGUUCAGCCCAGAGCGGCGGCCACUCACAGGCACACCAGCCUGCAGGAAACUAGGCCACUGAACUCUAUCUGCCCUCCUUCUUUUGCAGAUUAAGGCCAAAAGGCUCAAUUUCUCCACCUCCUGGCAACAACGUUUUUUUUAACAAAAGAUAGGUCAAAAUAAACCUAAUUCAGAGUUCUGAAUCUGUGGAUGAACAAACGCGGCGCGUGAUGGCAAACAGGUGUUGAGAUGGCUUCCAUGGCAACAGCGUCCUCUUCCUCCUCUCUCCAGAAGAGAAGGAACAGAGACUCAGAGCGGCAGCAGAAAUCUGAGCGUGACACGGAUCCCGACACGGUCCACACAUUUUCAAUAUUAAAUAAGCUGUAUGACUCAUUAACCCUUUGAGCUCAGCCUGUAAUAAACUGCACUUUUUAACCUCCCCCCCUUCUCGUUUAGAAUUGGGGAUGCUGUCAGAUUUCGUUCCAAGCAUUUUUCCAACAGUUCUGGGACCCAAGAAUGACGACCGUGGUAGGUGAAUAAAAUGUUUUGUAAAAAGUGGUACAUUCCUUUUGAUAGUUUAACCUCUCUUGUUACAAAAAGUGAGGCUGGGAUCUAGAAGACGAAGCGGAACAGACCAGGUCACCACAUUGUUUCUAAGUGCCACAGUGUUGCACAAAGGGUUAAUGACAAGACUAAGGCCACACAAGGCCUGUACCAUGUUAUGUUUUUGCACAUUUGUGAAAUAUUAUGUCAGUAUUUUCUUUUUUUUCCAAGUGCCUUUUUAUUAUAGUUAAAUACAGAAGUUAUACACUAUAAGAAACAAAAGUGAUUAUAAGAAACUAUAUAUUUUUUUUCCUGACAUCAUGUUCUGUGUUUGAACAUGCAGAGUUUUAGAGUCGUAAAAGUCUCCAAUUGGUACAACCUAGGUGUGUUCUCCUGUUUUAGAGGAAUUUUAUUACGAUAUUGAUAAUGUCAAUGAAAGCAAAAAUGUUUAAUAAAGUUGCAUUUGAUA
Molecule: messenger RNA, 6059 nt
Organism: Oryzias melastigma (Indian medaka)
Lineage: Eukaryota; Metazoa; Chordata; Actinopteri; Beloniformes; Adrianichthyidae
Gene: glis2b
Product: GLIS family zinc finger 2b
Exons: 7
Coding region: 744-2390 (548 amino acids)
Biological process (GO): regulation of transcription by RNA polymerase II; smoothened signaling pathway
Cellular component (GO): nucleus
Molecular function (GO): DNA-binding transcription factor activity, RNA polymerase II-specific; RNA polymerase II cis-regulatory region sequence-specific DNA binding
Source: RefSeq, a predicted model, not a curated record